Messenger RNA from Plasmodium malariae, 984 nucleotides. Its product is annotated as 40S ribosomal protein S6, putative. Lineage: Eukaryota; Apicomplexa; Aconoidasida; Haemosporida; Plasmodiidae. The record is from RefSeq and is a predicted model, not a curated record. The coding region runs from base 1 to 984 and encodes 327 amino acids. Gene Ontology annotation, cellular component: ribosome. Gene Ontology annotation, molecular function: structural constituent of ribosome. The transcript has a single exon. Gene Ontology annotation, biological process: translation.
AUGAAAUUGAAUAUUUCUAACCCACUGAACAAUGUUCAGAAGAGCAUAGAAAUUGAUGAUGAAAAGAAAUUAUUACCAUUUAUGGAAAAGAGAAUAGGGAAUGUAGUACCAGGAGAUUCAAUAGGAGAAGAAUUUUUAGGAUAUAUUUUUCGAAUUACUGGAGGUAAUGAUAAGCAAGGUUUUCCAAUGAUGCAAGGAGUGUUGACAAAUAAUAGGGUAAGAUUAUUAUUUAAAAAAGGAAUGAAAUGUUAUAGACCUAGAAAAAAAGGAGAAAAAAAAAGAAAAUCUGUUAGAGGAUGUAUAGUAGGUCAGGAUUUAUCUGCUUUAAAUUUAACUCUAGUAAAAAAAGGAACAAAUGAAAUACCAGGUUUAACUGAUAAAGCAGUAGGUAAAAAAUUAGGUCCAAAAAGAGCAAGUAAAAUUAGAAAAUUGUUUAACUUAGAUAAGUCCGAUGAUGUGAAAAAAUAUGUUAUUGGUAGAGCUAUUUCUAAAAAUGGAAAAACUAGAUUUAUUAAACCCAAAAUUCAAAGACUAGUUACUGAGAAAAGAUUACUUAGGAAAAAAACUCUCUUAGCAGCUAAAGAAAGAAGAAGAGAAGAAAAAAAGAAAGCUAUUAGGGAGUAUAAGAGAGUAUUAAAAAAUUAUAGAAAUCAACUCCUUUUAAAAGGAGAAGAUGAGACAGGUAAAAAAAAAAAAGUAAAAAAAUCUAUUUCCAAAGAUAAUUUAAAAAAAAAAGAUAGCAAAGGAAAAGGGGGGGAAAAUAAAGCCAAAAAUGACAAGAUAAACAAAGAUAAAACAAAAACAGAUGGUGCUAAAAAGGAUGAUGGUAAAAAAAAAUCUCCCUCUACAACAAAUAAGGAAAAAUCCAACAAACAAACCAAAUCAGACAAUAAAGCUGUAAAAGCUGAAAAAAGUACUCUAGCAAAAAAUCAGAAAAAUCAGAAAGAGGAAGGUAAUAAAGCAGGAAAGAAAAAGAAAAAUUAA